GUCCUUUCUUCUCUCGUAACCACCAUUUUCACUAUUUGACACGUCCCGCUUUCGUGUAUUCUCGUUCUUGGAGGCAGGUGCUGUAUAUACCUUCUCGGUGCCGCGCGAAUACGCAGAAUGCAAUAUCGUGCCUGCCAACUUGGCCAUAUGCUCAGUUUAUCCGCCACAGGUUCUGGUAUUCCCUUCCUCAUGGUGAGCCGGCUUGGCGUUGAAGUUGUUCAACACACCCUAUGGCUUCCCGAUAGUUCCUACAUGGAUCGAACGUUAUCAAGCGAAACGAUUGAAGAAUGCAACGUGAUCCCGUCUCUCUUGGCCCUAAGUCACUCGUGCAGUAUCUUCUGCGAAGUAAUAGGGUAAACGCUAUCGAACAACUGCGUCAAUCGCUGUACUUUGGCCCCGUCUGGGCAGUUCUUGUCACCGUGCGCAUAUAAGGUCACCUGAAGAUUCCGCAUGCUGCAUAUCGCUCGGAAUGCCUGUCCGAAAUAGCUAUAAAAGCGACCUGUAUCAUGGAGAAUUGUAUCCAGGGCAUCUCGAGUCGUCAAGAUGAAGUUCUGUGCUGCUCUGCGAUUCUUCACUGUGGUUGUGCUCGGCACUUCGUUAUGUGCUACUGCUGCUCCAAUCUCCUCGUCCGAGAUACAGGACAAAAGUGCACAGGGUCUUCGUCUCCUCAGUCUGGAAGAAAAUGCCGUCCCUGUCUGGAAGACCGAAGACGAGAAACUGGAACUAAUGCGUCAGGGUGUCAAAUUCUUCGAUGUUACGGAGACGUACGAACUUGAACAAGGCCUUCCUAAACAAAAGGCACCCGCUGCAACAUUCCCCGCGCCUUCGCACCAGUCUGCUGUCAAAGCUAUUCUUAGCACGGUCUCCGUAUCAAAAAUGCAAUCCAACCUUGCUUCUCUCGCUGCAUUCAAUAACCGGUACUACAAGUCCUCUACCGGCAAGGAUGCAAGCGACUGGAUCUUGAAUACAGUAUCGCAGAUUGCUGCAAGCCGAUCUGAGAUCACAGUGUCGGCAUUUACGCACUCGUGGACCCAAUAUUCUAUCAUCGCAAAAAUUCCGGGGACCCAGGCCUCUUCCCCAGUGACAAUCCUUGGCGCACACAUGGACUCCAUCAACCUCCAAUCGCCUACGAGUGGACGAGCGCCUGGUGCAGAUGACGAUGGUACCGGCACUGUGAACCUCAUCGAGACUCUGCGUGCUCUUAUCGCUGCGGGUUUCAAGCCGAGCACUCCUCUCGAAUUUCACUGGUACUCUGGCGAGGAGGCUGGUUUGCUCGGAAGUCAAGCAAUUGCGACGAACUACAAGAACGCCGGAAUCCAGGUCAAGGCGUUCAUGGAGCUCGACAUGAGUGGAUACUUUGCACCUGGGACGACAGAGGUGUUCGCCCUUGAAGCCGAUUACAUCGAUACUGGCCUCAACACCUUCUUGAAAUCCCUCAUCACGGCUUACUCCGCCUUCGGAUGGGCAAUGGAUACCCCAUGCGGUUAUGCCUGCUCUGAUCACGCAUCAUGGUACAAGUUCGGAUACCCCACGGCCUUCCCAUACGAAGCCGUGACUGGAGAUGACAACCCGAAUGUCCACUCUUCGGCUGAUACUACCUCUGUUCAAGGCUUCUCUUGGUCGCAUUCCUUGGAGUUCGCGAAGCUCGCGGUUGCAUUUGCAUACGAACUGACGAUCUAGGUCUGCCUCAUCGACAGCCUGGCGUAUAUUCGUUAUACAAAGCCCAAAGAUAGCAGAAAUAAUACAAUGAUUGUUCUCGCCUUCCUUCAAUCUUCCUACUUAACCAUGAAUGUGGUCCUUGAACCACUUGCAAUGCGAGCACAGUAUGAGAAAAACUAAGAAUAUGACCCAAGGUCGGACAUACCUUGCUGAGAAAAGCGGCCGAGUCCUUCGGGGUUCUCCUUUGUGUAUCGUAGUCAACGCGCGUAACGCCAAAACGAACCAGGUAUCCGUCGGCCCUGCUU
This is a messenger RNA of Somion occarium, 1964 nucleotides long. Lineage: Eukaryota; Fungi; Basidiomycota; Agaricomycetes; Polyporales; Cerrenaceae. The record is from the annotation of a GenBank genome assembly.